UCUCUCUCUCUCUAAUCUGAGACUCUUUCUUUUUCUUCUUCUUCUUCUUCUUCUUCCUCUUCUGAGUUUAACAAACAACAACAAUGGGGAAAGGUGGAUCUGUAAGCGAUGGAGUAAUGAAGAAGAUCUUAUUAUCCUACACAUACGUAGCGAUAUGGAUCUUCUUAUCAUUCACUGUUAUCGUUUACAACAAAUACAUCUUAGACAAAAAGAUGUACAAUUGGCCAUUCCCAAUUUCCCUAACAAUGAUCCACAUGUCUUUCUGUGCAACCCUAGCUAUUCUUCUCGUUCGUGUCUUCAAAUUCGUUGAACCCGUUUCAAUGUCUCGCGAAGUUUAUUUCUCUUCCGUUGUUCCAAUCGGAGCACUCUAUUCUCUUUCUCUCUGGUUAUCAAAUUCCGCUUACAUUUAUCUCUCUGUUUCUUUUAUUCAAAUGCUUAAAGCUCUUAUGCCUGUCGCUGUUUAUUCCAUCGGCGUUGGUCUCAGAAAAGAAUCUUAUAAAAAUGAUACCAUGUUUAACAUGCUUUCCAUUUCAAUGGGUGUUGCUGUUGCUGCUUAUGGUGAAGCUAGAUUUGAUACAUGGGGGGUUAUUUUACAGCUUGGUGCUGUUGCUUUCGAAGCUACCAGAUUGGUUAUGAUUCAAAUCUUGCUUACAUCCAAAGGGAUUUCAUUGAAUCCAAUUACGUCCUUGUAUUAUGUUGCACCUUGUUGUUUGGUUUUCUUGUCUGUUCCUUGGAUCCUUGUGGAAUAUCCAAUUUUGAAAGAGAAUUCAAGUUUUCAUUUUGAUUUUGUCAUUUUUGGGACUAAUUCUUUGUGUGCAUUUGCUUUGAAUCUUGCUGUUUUUCUUCUUGUUGGGAAAACAUCUGCUUUGACAAUGAAUGUUGCUGGUGUUGUUAAAGAUUGGCUUUUGAUUGCUUUUUCAUGGAGUGUGAUUAAGGAUACUGUUACACCCAUUAAUUUGUUUGGGUAUGGUCUUGCUUUCUUGGGUGUGGCUUAUUAUAAUCAUUCAAAGUUGCAGGCACUUAAGGCUAAAGAAGCACAGAAGAAGGUUACACAAGCUGAUGAAGAAACUGGAAGGUUGCUUGAGGAUAGAGAAGGUGAUGGAUCAGGGAAGAGAAAUGAUCAGCAGAAUUGAUUUUCAUUCAAUUGCAUUUACCUUUUAAUUCAAGAAUCUCAAAAAGAAAAGACAAAAAAGAUUAUGCAACAAAAGAAUAAGUUAUUAUAAGGAAGAGGAUCAAUUGGUGUUUAGAUCUGAAGGUAGUAACAACAAGGAACUUGAAUCCUCUGAGAAAAUAGCCAAGAUUUGGUAUUUUUUUUUUGUUUUUUCCUAUAGUAUUAUUAGGGUUUGAGAUUUGCAUUUUGAUGCUGGUAGAGCCAAUAAUAUGUUAUUACUAGAGUGAAGUGUCUCAAAUCCUUUAUUUAUGAUUAAUUUUUUUUUUUUAAAUUUCCUUUUCCAGUGCUUAGUUUUAUGUUAUGUUGUUGGUAGGGACUAUCAGUAUUUUGAGUUUAAAUGCUUAUUUAUUCAUAGUACUAGUACAUGUCUAUUAUAUGUC
This is a messenger RNA of Medicago truncatula (barrel medic), 1551 nucleotides long. RefSeq names its product probable sugar phosphate/phosphate translocator At5g25400. The record is from RefSeq and is a predicted model, not a curated record. The transcript has a single exon. The coding region runs from base 84 to 1133 and encodes 349 amino acids. NCBI's taxonomy places the organism in Eukaryota, Viridiplantae, Streptophyta, Magnoliopsida, Fabales, Fabaceae.